Lodderomyces theae is the source of this 1044-nucleotide messenger RNA. RefSeq names its product Snm1p (gene SNM1). Gene Ontology annotation, biological process: RNA processing. NCBI's taxonomy places the organism in Eukaryota, Fungi, Ascomycota, Pichiomycetes, Serinales, Debaryomycetaceae. The record is from RefSeq and is a predicted model, not a curated record. The transcript has a single exon. Bases 1 to 1044 code for a protein of 347 amino acids.
AUGGCAUUUUCUACUGCAUCACCGCCACCUACAUCAUUCUCGUCUGUUUCAAAGAGCAACAAAUCAAAACAAAACUCGCAAACGGCCAAUCUUGAUGCUGAUCAAUUACGGUCUCGACAUUUAUACAAUUUGAUCCACGCAACAUCUACAACACCAUUGAAUAGGAUAUACUCACUACAAUUUGAUAGAAUCAAUAAUGUGAAUAGAUUUGCUGCUACUAAUAGUGCAAGUAAAACCACUUCAGCUGGAACUCCUCACCCUCACCCUCACCCUCACCCUCCACCGCCAUCUUCAUCGCAAUUACUUAGUCAUAAAAUAUGUCAUGCUUGUGGUGUGCUUUUCAUUCCUGGUCUUAACGUGUCUAUACGGAUCAAAUAUGGAAAUAACAAAUCCAAUAGGAAAAAGAGAAAAAAGAAGACUGAAAUUGGGACCUCCAAUGACGGAGAGAAUGAGACGGGCCCUGAGUCGACGAGGACCUCUGACUGUGGCAUUUACAGCAGGAAAUUGAGAUUUAAAUGCUUGAGCUGUGGUGACAAGACCUAUGAAUCAUUGCUUGAUGGCAGUGAAAAGAAACAACAAAAUGCACAGCAACAACAGCAAAGACGCGCUACUGCUACUCAUGAAAUAGCAAAGACGCCAAAACCUUCAUCGCUCAAUACCGCAGCCGCAGCCGCAGCCACUCCACAACCGGUGCAAACAUCUACAACAGCCACAAAUUUGCAACUGGAGAUAUCUCCCCCAUCAACCUCAGAUUCAAGUUUCCAUACUGCAUUCACUUCCCCGUCUGCACAACCACCAACAGAGCAGCAGCAGCAACAGCAACAGCAACAGCAGCAGCAGCCACUGACACAACAACCCAUCAACGUCAACGCCAAGAACAAAUCAGCUAAACAACGGGCUAAAAAGAGGAAAGCAGAGUUGACUUUACUAUCCAGUUUGAAACAACGCAAAACUGACCAGUCAUUGUUGUCCUCUUCUUCUUCUUCGGCGGCUUCAUCAUCGUCUAAAUUAGAUUCUUUAAACUUGUCAGAUUUCCUCAAGUAA